This is a messenger RNA of Scylla paramamosain (green mud crab), 580 nucleotides long. Its product is annotated as glutamate receptor 4-like. Bases 1 to 435 code for a protein of 144 amino acids. Gene Ontology annotation, cellular component: membrane. The record is from RefSeq and is a predicted model, not a curated record. Lineage: Eukaryota; Metazoa; Arthropoda; Malacostraca; Decapoda; Portunidae. The transcript is spliced from 2 exons. Gene Ontology annotation, molecular function: ligand-gated monoatomic ion channel activity.
AUGCUUGCCUACACAACCCCAACGGACACAGCUCUGUACCGGCGCAUCCCGGCUAACACGACAGGCCUCGCCAGCAUCCUCUUCUUCAUCGAGCGACUCCAGAGGUGCUACAUACCCACGGGGGAGAAGCCUGUUAGCAUGGGAGUUGCUGCUGGCUGGUACAUGUUGUCAGCUCUCCUACAACAAGGCUCCAACACCUACCCAAUCAGCACUGCAGCACGGGUAAUCUACUGGGUUGGCUACAGUGUGUCCCUCAUUGUGUACACAUCAUACUCUGCCACACUGGUCUCACAUCUUGCUGUGGAGCAGCCUGCACCUCUGCCAUUCAGCAACCUGCGGGACCUGUCUAGGCAGUCAGGCUGGGAUGCUGGAUGCAACAACAAUGACCUCUUCCAAGUGACAGCCUCGGUGGGUCCUUGGCUUCUUGCUGUGUGAACUGAUAUACCAUCCAGUGGUUGAGAGUUGAGAGAGAGAGAGAGAGAGAGAGAGAGAGAGAGAGAGAGAGAGAGAGAGAGAGAGAGAGAGAGAGAGAGAGAGAGAGAGAGAGAGAGAGAGAGAGAGAGAGAGAGAGAGAGAGAGA